Dictyostelium discoideum AX4 is the source of this 624-nucleotide messenger RNA. Its product is annotated as transmembrane protein. The record is from RefSeq and is a predicted model, not a curated record. Gene Ontology annotation, molecular function: COPII receptor activity. Bases 1 to 624 code for a protein of 207 amino acids. The transcript has 4 exons. Gene Ontology annotation, biological process: endoplasmic reticulum to Golgi vesicle-mediated transport. NCBI's taxonomy places the organism in Eukaryota, Evosea, Eumycetozoa, Dictyosteliales, Dictyosteliaceae. Gene Ontology annotation, cellular component: membrane.
AUGUUUUUAAGUCUUCUUAUAUUACUUAGUUAUGCAUUAGGGUUUGUUUUUUGUGUUGUCUGUUUAGCAUGUGGGUUAUAUUAUUUUUCAGAAUUGGUCGAAGAACAUGCAACAGUAGCAAAAAGAUGGAUUAAGUAUACUAUGUGGUUUGUAAUGGGAAUUAUAUUUUUGUUAGGAAUAUUUGAAGAUUUAGAUUUUACAAGUUUAUUAUUUAGUUUUAUAGGUCAUUGCUGUUAUUAUACAUUAUUAACAGAAUUUCCAUUUGUAACUUUAACUGGUUAUAAAUUUAUAUUAAGCGUUUUAUCAUUUAUAAUUAGUCAUAUUUCAUGGUUUAUUUAUUUUAGAAAUACAGAGAAUUGGUAUCCAUUUGGCGAAAUCAUUGCAAUAUUUACAUUUUGUGUUUGGUUAAUUCCAUUAAUAUUCUUUAUUUCAUUAGCUGCUAAUGAUAAUUCUUUACCAAUGGCAAAUAGCUAUUCAUCACAUUCAAAUUCAAAUAUAAUUGGAGUUGAUAGCGAAUUUACAAAAAAGAAAUCAAGAAUAAGUGUUUUAAAAUCAAUGUUUGCGUGGGCAAAAGAAAAGACCUCUGAUAUUACUGGUCAAAAAUCAAUGAAACAUUAUUAUUAA